UUACAUACGAUAUUAUAUUUAUGUAUCGAUGAGUAUACAUUGAUGUAUUUAUAUAUUAACAAAUAUUUUUUGGUAUUCCACAUAAAUAUUUAAUAAUCUAUAGUUGAUUAAAGAUAAACAAAAAUGGAUUUUCAAAAUCGUCCUGGAGGGAAAACUGGGGGUGGAGGAGUUGCCUCUUGGUCGGAGAGUAAUCGUGAUCGUCGAGAACGUCUUCGGCAAUUGGCGUUAGAAACAAUCGACCUUAAUAAAGAUCCAUAUUUUAUGAAAAAUCACCUGGGAUCAUACGAGUGUAAAUUGUGUCUGACACUACACAACAAUGAAGGCAGUUAUUUAGCACAUACUCAAGGUAAAAAGCAUCAAGCAAAUUUAGCUCGGCGUGCUGCUAAAGAAGCCAAAGAAGCCCCCCAAACAUUGGCUCCAGAGAAACCCCGCGUUGAGCCGAAAAAAUUCGUCAAGAUCGGACGACCCGGUUAUCGUGUGACGAAACAGCGGGAUCCAGAAACCGGACAACAAAGCUUACUGUUUCAAGUUGACUAUCCCGAAGUCGCGGACAAUGUUAUUCCUCGGCAUCGAUUCAUGUCAGCUUAUGAGCAACGAGUUGAACCACCAGAUCGCAAAUGGCAGUAUUUGUUAUUCGCAGCAGAACCUUACGAAACUGUGGCUUUUAAAGUGCCAAGUAGAGAAGUUGAAAAGGCUGAAGGUAAAUUUUGGACACAUUGGAAUAAGGACACCAAGCAAUUUUUCUUGCAAUUUGCAUUUAAAAAUGAAAAACCGGCCGUUGGAAAAAUUCCACCUCCUCCAGUGCCUUUGAUUCGACCAGGACUUGGACAACCAAUGAUGCCUGUUCCACCGCCUCCCAGGCCGCCUAUUUUCAAUCCAGUACCUCCACCACCAGCUGCGAUGCUUGGUGGCGUACAAAUUCCACCACCGCCUCCGCAUCUUGGAUAAAUUUUAUUUUACCGGCUACUGUUAUAUUAAACACAAGUAAUUUUUAAGUAAUGAUAAUGGAAAAUAAAAUUGAAAUCAGAACGAGAUUUUUUAAAGAAAAA
This is a messenger RNA of Cotesia glomerata, 1049 nucleotides long. RefSeq names its product splicing factor 3A subunit 2 (gene Sf3a2). The record is from RefSeq and is a predicted model, not a curated record. NCBI's taxonomy places the organism in Eukaryota, Metazoa, Arthropoda, Insecta, Hymenoptera, Braconidae. The coding region runs from base 124 to 948 and encodes 274 amino acids. Gene Ontology annotation, cellular component: U2 snRNP; nucleus; U2-type prespliceosome. Gene Ontology annotation, biological process: spliceosomal complex assembly. The transcript is spliced from 2 exons. Gene Ontology annotation, molecular function: zinc ion binding; nucleic acid binding.